AUGGAUUUUAGUUCUCUUAACCCAGUGACAUCCAAUGCUUUGAACCUAGCUGCAAGAAAUAAUAAUGUUGCGACAGUGGAAAGAUUACUUAAGAAAAUGAACCCUAAUUGCAUCGAUAAUCGUGGGUGGACCUGUCUCCACGAAGCUGCUGCUAAUGAUAGCUAUGAAAGCUUGUUAUUGAUUUUAAAACAUAAAGAUAUGAGACUUUUGGCAGAAACUCACGAAGGCCACACCGCGCUCUAUCUCGCAUGUCGCUACAUGAGUUCAUUUAAAACGGUGAAAGCUAUACUGGAUAGUGUACCUGAUAUUGCAAACUACGGAAGUACAGAAGAUGUUACACCUCUACAUUUAUCAAGUGCACAAGGGAGAAAUGAAGUAAUUCAAUUGCUUUUAGAUUAUGGAGCUAUUAUUGAUGUUCAGGAUUUUGAUGGAGAUACUCCAUUACAUGAUGCAGCACUUGCAACUCAAUAUGAUACAGUUAAUUUAUUACUUCAUGCAGGAGCAAACCCAGAUAUAAAAAAUGAGGCUAAUUAUUCACCAUUUCACUUAGCAUGUCAUAAAGGAUGUUAUCAAACUGUAAGAAAUUUAUUUCUAUUUAUAAGUGAUGUCAAUCAAGUCACAAUGAACGGUAACAGCCCCUUAAUUUUAGCAACACAAGGAUGUAAUGAUAUUAUUGUUCAAUUUCUUUUAAAAAAUGGUGCAGAUCCACAUAUCAAAAAUAGUUAUGGAGACAUAGCCCUCACUAUGGCUUUAAACAUGGGUGACAUUUUAAGUUUCAACAUAUUGCUUAGAGUUACAGACCUUUCUAGAACAGAUCCGAAUAUAAUACAACAUGCUUGUAAACCUCACCAUUUUAAAUUAGAAAUAUUAGAAAGUCUAUUGACUUAUGAUUUAAAUCCUGAUUUUUUUGAUUUCUAUGAACAGUUUCAUGUCACUUUGGAACAAAUUGGUGAAUUCAGGCCAAAAUACCUUACAAAUGCUCCCCUUAAUUCAUUCUUAAAUAUAUGUGAAUAUAUUUACCAGUUUUCUCCUGAAAAGUUUGAAGAGUUUUUUUAUUUAUUUUUAAUGAGAGGACUUUCUGUUAAUCCAGUAGAUGUUAAUGAGUGUCCACCCUUGGUAUAUAUCCAUUACAGCAUGCACUCUUUAUGCUUUAAAGAUGUAUUUAAAAUACUCAGAGAACAUGGGUGCAAUGUAGAUUACUGCAGUGCUAUAUCACAUUUAAAUCAAAAGAGAAUAUUGCCUGAUGCAUUUUUAGCAUCAAUAACAUCUGAUCCAUCAACAGCUCCGUUGAUGUUGCCAUAUAGCGUUCAUUGCGAUGCAGAGUAUCUAUUAAAUUUUGCCACAGAAAACGGAUUAUUGGGACGCUUCCCAUUAAAUGUACAAGAGCAGUUACUUUCAAUGAUUGGAUUAAAUACAGAUUUCAAUGCAGAGUCUCUGGCAUACACUAUACUACCGUUAAAGCAUUUGUGUCGUCAGAAAAUAAGAUAUAUUGUAUUAACAAAUUUAAGGUUAAAAGCUUAUCAUGAAUUCCUUACAUUUCUUAAUAGGAUAAGAAUACCUAGGAUAUUAAAAGACUAUUUGUGUUAUCUU
Brenthis ino (lesser marbled fritillary) is the source of this 1590-nucleotide messenger RNA. The record is from the annotation of a GenBank genome assembly. NCBI's taxonomy places the organism in Eukaryota, Metazoa, Arthropoda, Insecta, Lepidoptera, Nymphalidae.